Molecule: messenger RNA, 1274 nt
Organism: Perognathus longimembris pacificus (Pacific pocket mouse)
Lineage: Eukaryota; Metazoa; Chordata; Mammalia; Rodentia; Heteromyidae
Gene: Cd37
Product: CD37 molecule
Exons: 8
Coding region: 129-968 (279 amino acids)
Cellular component (GO): membrane
Source: RefSeq, a predicted model, not a curated record
UCUCCCCUCAGCCUCUCUCGUUCUCUCACUCUCUCUUGCUGUAUCUCACUGUCUCUCUCAGCGUCUGUAGUUGCACCUGUCUCUCUCGUUGCCAACACUUCUUCUGUUGCUCCCCCUUCUAGGUGAAGAUGGCGGCCCAGGAGAGCUGUCUGAGCCUCAUCAAGUACUUCCUGUUCGUGUUCAACCUCUUCUUCUUCGUCCUAGGCAGCUUGAUUUUCUGCUUCGGCAUUUGGAUACUCAUCGACAAGACCAGCUUCGUGUCCUUUGUGGGUCUGUCCUUUGCACCCCUGCAGAUCUGGUCCAAGAUCCUGGCUGUCUCAGGAAUCCUCACCAUGGGCCUGGCCCUCCUGGGUUGUGUGGGGGCCCUCAAGGAGCUCCGCUGCCUUCUGGGCCUGUAUUUUGGGGUGCUGCUGCUCCUGUUUGCCACGCAGAUCACUUUGGGGAUCCUCAUCUCUACUCAGCGGAUUCGGCUGGAGCGAAGAGUUCAGGAGCUGGUACUGGAGACCAUCCAAAAUUACCGCAUGGACCAAGAGGCGACAGCGGCUGAGGAGAGCUGGGACUAUGCACAGUUUCAGCUGCGCUGCUGCGGCUGGCACGCCCCCCAGGACUGGUUCGGAGUGCUGAGAAGCAACGAGACUGAGGCACCUCGCGUGCCCUGCUCCUGCUACAACUCCUCGUCCACCAACGGCUCCACCAUCUCCCACAAGGUCUUCUUCUCCCAGCUCGGCCUGCUGGGCCGGCGGGCUCGGCCCCAGCCCAGCUCGGACCUCUGCGUGGUCCCGGCAAAUGAGUACAUCUACGGCGAGGGCUGCGCUCGGAGCCUCCAGAAGUGGCUGCAUAACAACCUCAUCUCCAUAGUGGGCAUCUGUCUGGGCGUCGGUCUACUCGAGCUCGGCUUCAUGACCCUCUCCAUAUUCCUGUGCAGAAACCUGGACCACGUCUAUGACCGGCUCACUCGUUAUCGCUAGGCCCUACCCUGCCCCCACCGGUUGCCCAGGGCUCCUCCCUUGGGUCUGUACAUGUUUGUUUCACACCUCCCCCCCCCCUCCAUCAUCUUAGGCAGCAAGUACUCAGCCUCUUCAUUCCCUGGGGACCCAGGGUUGGCCUACAGAUUUGCGAUCACCUCCCCCUUGGGACCUGGGGCUUCCUUCCACCAGCUAGUUCCUACCCCCACAAAAACCUCUCUUCUUUCUUUGCCUCUUCUGUGGGUCUACCACCUCCCAAGAUUAUUCUUCGACCAAACCUCAAAUAAAUCCCCUGUGUUUUGGUAAAAA